AAAUCACUCUGCCGCGACGCAUUCGAGUAGUGCGCGACCGAGACCCAUCGACUCAUUGAGGUCAUCGAGAUCACUCAACGGCUACCUUGUAUUCGGCCGCGCGUGUUGUGCUUCGUUCUGUUCUGUGUUGGUGUCAUCAACAAAUCCCUAAUCUCAUAAUCUAAGCCCAAAGCACUAUUCAUUAUCCCGUUUCUCUAUCUUUUCUCGAUUCCCCUUCAGAAUUGGUCGUAGAAUCAACGAAUCCGUUAUCGUUUGCUUUCAAUUUUCAAUAUUCAAAUGUUGGGUGGAUUAUACGGAGACCUUCCUCCACCUUCGUCGGCGGAAGAAGACAACAAACCCACUCCCAAUGUGUGGUCUUCAAGCACCAAGAUGGCCCCUGCCACGCUCCGCAAGCCCGCGUCGCUCUUCGCGCCUCCCCAAACCCUCCUCCGAACCCAGCCCAAGCCCAAGCCCGUUGUCGCCAACCCUAAGGCCCUUCUCUCCCCCACGCCCGCUCCGCCUCCUGACGAUGCCCUGCAGCCCGCUCUCGUCGGCGUCCAGUCCACCGUUCUGGAGGAGUACGACCCGGCCCGGCCCAACGACUACGAGGAGUACCGCCGCGAACGCAAGCGCAAGGCCCGUGAGGCCGAGAUGCUGCGGGAGCUCGAGCGCCGCCGCCAGGAGGAAGAGGACGAAGAGAGGGAGCGCGAGAAGGAACGAGAGCGAGAAAGGGAUUACAGUGAGUCGAGGUUGAAUGUUUCCGGUGAAGAGGCGUGGAGGAGGCGCGCGGCGAUGAGUGGGGCCGUGCCGAGAUCGCCGUCGCCGCCUCCGACGGGGAAUUCGGAUGGGUUUAGCAUUGGGAAGUCUGAGACAGGAGGGUUGGGAGUGGGGGCGGGUGGACAGAUGACGGCGGCGCAGAGGAUGAUGGCGAAGAUGGGAUGGAAGGAGGGGCAGGGACUUGGGAAGCAGGAGCAGGGGAUUACCACUCCUUUGAUGGCAAAGAAAACGGAUAGAAGAGCUGGGGUUAUUGUGAAUGCUAGUGAUAACAGCAAGAAAGUGAAGAGUGUUAACUUCAAUGGAGUGCCUACCAAGGUGCUGCUGCUUAGGAAUAUGGUGGGUCCUGGUGAGGUAGACGACGAGCUGGAAGAUGAAGUGGGAUCGGAAUGUGCCAAGUAUGGAACUGUAACCCGAGUUCUGAUAUUUGAGAUAACAGAACCAAAUUUCCCCACCGACGAAGCUGUAAGAAUAUUUGUGCAAUUUGAGAGAUCCGAAGAAACAACUAAAGCGCUUAUUGACCUAGAUGGUCGAUAUUUUGGGGGUAGAGUGGUGCGUGCCUCAUUUUACGAUGAGGAAAAGUUUAGCAAGAAUGAGUUAGCUCCAAUGCCUGGAGAAAUUCCUGGCUUCACCUGAACGAACAGCGCCUCUGUUAUUUUUGUAACGUCCUUAGUGAAUGCACUGAAGACUUGAAAUCCAGGUUUAUCUUAAGCUUAGUCUUAGUCCAUGUGUUUGUAAUAGGGACAAAGGGUUGUGCUCAGGUAAUUAUUAUGUUCACAAGAACAUUGAAAGUUCCUUACUAGUGCUAAUGUUGUCGCUGUACAUUCGAAGUUCUUUAAUAUUUGAUUAUUUGGUGAUUAAGGUAGAGCA
Messenger RNA from Vigna unguiculata (cowpea), 1623 nucleotides. It is a transcript of the gene DRT111, whose product is annotated as D111/G-patch domain-containing protein. Gene Ontology annotation, cellular component: precatalytic spliceosome. The record is from RefSeq and is a predicted model, not a curated record. Gene Ontology annotation, molecular function: RNA binding. NCBI's taxonomy places the organism in Eukaryota, Viridiplantae, Streptophyta, Magnoliopsida, Fabales, Fabaceae. Gene Ontology annotation, biological process: mRNA cis splicing, via spliceosome.